AGACCGCGGUGCAUCAUGGAAAUCCCGAAAUUUUUUUUUAUUUUCGCCAUAAUUAUUACAGGCUCCAAAAUGACUUUGGUUGUCGCUGACUCUAAGCCGCCACACUAUAGUUCGCUACGUCUUAUGGCUGAGGAUGCCAUUGGGGAUUGCUAUGAGGAUGCGGCACGUAGCGUCAAAGUGGAAAUAACUGAUGAGGGCUUCGACGAGCUGCUGAAGGGUUCUCGGGAUAACUUAAGUCGCAAUGCUAAGUGCUUACGUUACUGCAUUAUGCGUAAAAAUGGUUUGCUAAAUGAGCUGAACUCUGUUGAUGAAGAGAAAAUCAUUCAAAUAUUUCAAAUAAUACAUCCGCAAAUUGAGAGAGAGAAGUUGUUGUCUGUGAUUAGGAAAUGCUCAGAGGAAACUGAAAAACAAACUGAUAACUGCGAACGUGCUUUCCUAGCGGCCAAGUGUAUACUGCUUGAGUUGAAGGAAGACGGUGUCACGGAUAUUUAAUUAUGGAAAUUGCUGCGGCAACAGAAUUUGUGUACAUCAAAAUAUAAUUAUUUAAUUCUUAAUUUCUUUUACAAACUAUACUUUAUUGAAAACACUUUUUCUCUUCGCCUGCUACAUUAAAAUAUAUUUAAUGAACUUUAAAUAAUCCUCCAAUUGUUGCUCUUCCAUCAUAUCCAGCAGUUGAGACAUGCAAGCGCUGUACUCCAUAAUGGCCUGCAGCAGUUCCAGCGACUCCAUGGUUGUGCCGAACAUUUGUAUCAUCGAAUUCUAUCAGCACGAAACCCCAAUACUGCAUUCUUUACACAUUUUGCUUGCGAGUAUUAAUAAAGAAAUUAUUAAUAAUGGAAUUGUCUGUUUGUUUCUGAAUCAACGCAUCCAUGCGCUCCAGCUGCUUUGAUUGGACUACUUAAUGCAAUUGUUAAGUGAAGAGGAAAUUUCUAGCGGAUUGCAAUUAUGAGAGGUGUGAGUUGCUCAGUCGAAAGCGGUUGACCUUUGGUUGUAUUCGCACAAGCGCUAUUCACCAGCCAGUGCACCUUGCACGCCUGUAAGGUUGCUGGCUAUUAACGUACUCGUACAUACAUACAUACAUACAUAUAAUACGUGUAUGUACCUAGUGA
Molecule: messenger RNA, 1109 nt
Organism: Ceratitis capitata (Mediterranean fruit fly)
Lineage: Eukaryota; Metazoa; Arthropoda; Insecta; Diptera; Tephritidae
Product: general odorant-binding protein 19d
Exons: 5
Coding region: 16-492 (158 amino acids)
Molecular function (GO): odorant binding
Source: RefSeq, a predicted model, not a curated record